UCAUGGAAUCCUCAUUACUACUAUCGCUCUCAAAUUCAACCUAAAUGCAAUUCACAUUAAUUCCAAAUCCAAAAUCAUCAUUUCUCAUUUGUCCCCUUCACACACUCUCUCUCUCUUCCAAUCUAAUAUCACCACCACACGGUGUGGUCUGCGUGAGGUUGUCAUCUUGUUUUAUAUUCUUCUCUUUCUUCCUAAUUUAACCCUCAAAUUUUAAUAAAAUUUCCAUUUCAUUUCACUUAAAUUUACUAAUAAUGAAUCUGUGGACUGACGACAACUCAUCAGUAAUGGAGGCUUUUAUGACCUCCUCCGAUUUAUCCUCCAUGUGGCCACCGGUGCCGCCGCCACAGCCGCCGCAAUCAACUACUGGAUUCAGUCAAGACACACUCCAACAAAGACUUCAAGCGUUAAUUGAAGGGGCAACGGAAACGUGGACUUACGCUAUCUUCUGGCAACCUUCGUAUGACUAUUCCGGUACCUCUCUUGGUUGGGGUGACGGUUACUAUAAAGGUGAAGAAGACAAAACAAAAGCAAAAUCAAAAACAAAAGCUACUUCACCCGCUGAACAAGAACACCGUAGAAAAGUUCUCCGUGAACUUAAUUCUCUAAUAUCUGGUAAUCCAACGCCGGACGAUUCCGCCGUCGAUGAAGAAGUCACCGACACCGAGUGGUUCUUUUUAGUUUCCAUGACACAGUCUUUCGUCAACGGAAGUGGACUUCCCGGACAAACUUAUUUUAACUCAACUCCGGUGUGGUUAACUGGCGGCGAGAAUCUCGCCGUCUCGCCUUUCGAGAGAGCGAGAGAGGGACAGGAACUCGGCUUACAAACGCUAGCUUGUAUACCGUCGGCGAACGGCGUGUUGGAGCUUGGAUCCACUGAAUUGAUUUAUCAAAACAACGAUCUCAUGAAUAAAGUGAAGAUGUUAUUCAAUUUCAACAAUAGCUUUGAAUUAGGAUCUGCGUGGCAGUUAGGGUUAGGUUCUUCUACAAUUGCUCAUCAAGGUGAGAACGACCCUUCUUCGAUUUGGCUUAACGAUCCUGAAACUAGAGAUUCCGUUGAUAAUAAUUCUCUUGCAGUAACAACAACAACAACAACGAACACUUCAAUUUCAAUUCCAAGUCACAAUAAUGUUACAAAGACGUUACAGUUUGAAACUCAUGGUUCAAGUACUUUAACGGAAGUUCCUGGUGCUGUUCAUGUUUCACAGAAGCAGAAUCAAAGUUUCUUUUCUAAGGAAAUGAAUGUUUUAGAAUACGGUGCGAGUAAUAACAAUAACAAUAACAAUCAGCAACAUCAACGUUUAUUGAAGCCAGAAUCUGGUGAGAUUCUGAGUUUUGGUGAUAGUAAAAAGAGUUCUUAUGUUGCUAAUAAUGGAAAUUCGAAUUCGAAUUUCUUCUCCGGUCAAUCGCAGUUAGUUUCCGUUGCUGAGGAGAACAACAAUAAUGGAAAUGGAAAGAAGAGAUCCCCAAAUUCGAGAGGAAGUAACAACGAUGACGGAAUGCUUUCUUUUACUUCCGGUGUGAUUGUUCCACCAGCCGGGUCGAAUUUGAAAUUUUCUGGUGGUACAGGUGGUGGUGGUGAUUCGGACCAUUCGGAUCUGGAGGCUUCGGUGGUGAAAGAGGUGGAUAGCAGCCGCAUGGUGGAGCCUGAAAAACGGCCGAGGAAGAGAGGGAGGAAGCCGGCGAAUGGAAGGGAGGAACCAUUGAAUCAUGUUGAAGCUGAGAGACAAAGAAGAGAGAAAUUGAAUCAGAGAUUCUAUGCUCUUCGUGCAGUUGUUCCUAAUGUUUCAAAGAUGGAUAAAGCUUCGCUUUUGGGAGAUGCUAUAUCUUACAUUACUGAACUCAAAACAAAGCUUCAGAAAACGGAAUCUGAUAAAGAUGUAUUAGAAAAGGAAAUUGAUGAAGUGAAGAAGGAGCUUCAGAAAAUUAAUGAAAACUCGUCUAAUCCAUCACAACCACAACCAUUACACAAUAAACCCUCUUCGAAUAAAGCUUUAAUCAAUUUGGAUAUCGACGUGAAGAUUAUAGGUUGGGAUGCAAUGAUAAGAAUCCAAUGCAGUAAGAAAAACCACCCUGCAGCGAGGUUGAUGGCAGCGUUGAUGGAGCUUGACCUUGAAGUGCACCAUGCCAGUGUGUCAGUGGUGAAUGAUUUGAUGAUACAACAAGCAACAGUGAAGAUGGGGGGUCGAUUUUACACCCAGGAGCAGCUUAGGGCAGCAUUGUCAUCUAAAGUUGGGGGUGUUUCAUGAGUCUGCAAAUUUGCUGCAAUGAGAAAUUGGGAAUGUUAUGUCUGUGAUUUCUCAUUCCUCCAAAGUUGUUGGCCUCUAGGAUAUUUUAUGGAUUCCUGGUAGCUAUCUUUGUAAACUAGUACUAGUGUUUUUGUUUUUGGUAGCUUAGUAUGAAUUUUGAGGUAAUUUAAUUUGGGAAGUUAAGUUGUAUUAAGAUGGUGUAAUAAUAGAACUAAAACUUACUAGGGAUAGUGUUCUCAUAGAGCUAGUUUUGAUGAAGUAAAAUUAAAACUAGGUGUAUUUUCAUCUGUAAGAUUGUGCAUGCGUGCCGGUGUGUGUAUAUAAAUAUGAAUGUAUGUAUGAUUCUCAAUCUCAUAAAUAGGUAACAUGGUGAAAAUUCUGAAUGUUAUUAUUAUUCUUCAAAUUA
This is a messenger RNA of Cicer arietinum (chickpea), 2652 nucleotides long. RefSeq names its product transcription factor MYC2-like. Lineage: Eukaryota; Viridiplantae; Streptophyta; Magnoliopsida; Fabales; Fabaceae. Gene Ontology annotation, molecular function: transcription cis-regulatory region binding; DNA-binding transcription factor activity; protein dimerization activity. Gene Ontology annotation, cellular component: nucleus. Gene Ontology annotation, biological process: regulation of DNA-templated transcription. The record is from RefSeq and is a predicted model, not a curated record.